CGUAAAAUUUAACUCUUUCGAUGCGUUUUCAUUCACACUUGACAAAAUCAACAUGUUCUCCCGUUCGCACGUUACUACUUUUGUUCAUACGUGAAUCAGAAUUGAUGAUCAAUACUAUAAUAAGACAAAAAAACAAAAAAAAAAUAGAGAAAAAAUUGAAGCAGAUGGGCCCCUUGACCCGGUGGCCUAUUUAGUUUAAAGGCACCAGAUGGCCCAAUAAUAAACUGCCGGCCCAUUAUGCCCCCACCUCCUUCUAUCGUUCCGUUAACAAAACUCAACUCUCUAUUUCCCCCCACACGCACACCUCUCUCUGUCUCUCUCUCUCUCACGCACAACACAGCAAACUCCAACUCCAUUAUUAUUACUGUUGUUAUUCAUAGAAUCAUUAGCGACACAAUGCACUCCUCCGCCGAGGACGACUCCGACAACCCUGCCACCACCGCGGGCUCGGAGUGGACGUUCUCCGCCAGGAACCACGCACCGUCGUCGGACCCCUGCUGGGAAGCCAUAGAGCGCGGCGGCGGGACCCUGGGACUGGGCGACCUCCGGUUUGUGCAGCGAGUGGGAAGCGGCGACAUCGGAAGCGUGUACUUGGUGGAGCUGAAGGGCUCGAACGGGUGCCUGUUCGCGGCAAAGGUGAUGGACAAGAAGGAACUCGUGGCCAGGAACAAAGACACGAGGGCAAAGGUUGAGAGAGAGAUUCUGCAAGCGGUGGAUCACCCUUUUUUGCCGACUCUUUACGCGUCGCUAGAUUCCCCUCGCUGGUCUUGCCUCCUCACCGAGUUCUGCCCCGGCGGCGACCUCCACGUCCUCCGCCAGAGGCAGCCCGAUAAACGCUUCCACCACGCCGCCGUUAGGUUCUACGCAUCUGAGGUUGUGGUUGCGUUGGAGUACCUACACAUGAUGGGGAUAAUAUACCGUGAUUUGAAGCCUGAAAAUGUGCUCAUAAGAUCCGACGGUCACGUAAUGCUCACUGACUUUGACCUCUCACUGAAAGGUGACGACACAACAUCAACGGCCCAGAUCGUGUUCGAUCAAGACCCACCCAGCAACAGCUGUUCCAACGACCAUUCCAAGAACCAAUGCGCUCCCGCCAUGUCAUCCUGCAUGCUGCCAAAUUGCAUUGUGCCAUCUGUCCCAUGCUUCCACCCGAAGCGCGGUCGUAGCAAGAGGUCCUCGAGGUGUGGGUCGGUGGAGAUCGUGGCGGAGCCAAUAGAAAUUCGAUCGACGUCGUUCGUUGGGACCCAUGAGUACUUGGCACCGGAAGUGAUUUCCGGGGAGGGUCACGGUAACGGCGUUGAUUGGUGGACACUGGGAGUAUUCAUUUUUGAACUGUUCUACGGGAUGACACCGUUCAAAGGGGUUGAGCAUGAGCUAACCCUAGCGAACAUAGUGGCACGUGCCCUUGAGUUCCCUAAGGAGCCAAUGAUCCCAGGAGCAGCUAGGGAUUUGAUCUCACAACUGUUGGUGAAGGACUCAACAAUGAGACUGGGUUCAACAAUGGGUGCCCUAGCAAUCAAGCACCACCCCUUCUUCAAUGGAGUUAAUUGGGCAUUGUUAAGGUGUGCUACCCCUCCAUACAUCCCUGCAUCAGACAAGUGCAAGGAAUUGGUUCGACUCUAUAAUUGCACAACCAAUACCAUAGACUUCUAUUAAAACUCUCUUUCUCUUUCUAUAUAUAUAUAUAUAUAUAUACAUAUGACCAUCCAUACAACUCAAACUGCUCAUAUACAACUUCAACUCAGACAACUGCUGUGGGAUUUUACUAAAACUACAAAACCAUGUUUGUGUAAUUAACAGUUGCGUUGGUGUAAUUAAUUACAGUUAUAAAACUGGAAUUGGUGUAAUUAACAAUUUUAUUUAAUUUAUAGAAUGGGGAGGAUAAAUGAUUUCCAGUUAUUCAUUGGAUAUAUAUAUAUAUAUGC
Messenger RNA from Vigna radiata var. radiata (mung bean), 1925 nucleotides. RefSeq names its product serine/threonine-protein kinase D6PKL2-like. The coding region runs from base 238 to 1656 and encodes 472 amino acids. Gene Ontology annotation, cellular component: plasma membrane; cytoplasm; nucleus. The transcript is spliced from 2 exons. The record is from RefSeq and is a predicted model, not a curated record. Gene Ontology annotation, molecular function: ATP binding; protein serine/threonine kinase activity. Lineage: Eukaryota; Viridiplantae; Streptophyta; Magnoliopsida; Fabales; Fabaceae. Gene Ontology annotation, biological process: protein phosphorylation.